Molecule: messenger RNA, 1470 nt
Organism: Salvelinus namaycush (lake trout)
Lineage: Eukaryota; Metazoa; Chordata; Actinopteri; Salmoniformes; Salmonidae
Product: protein Z-dependent protease inhibitor-like
Exons: 5
Coding region: 172-1383 (403 amino acids)
Biological process (GO): blood coagulation; negative regulation of endopeptidase activity
Molecular function (GO): serine-type endopeptidase inhibitor activity
Source: RefSeq, a predicted model, not a curated record
UGACCAGUUUGAGUAACCCUAGCCCAUAGUUAAUAGAUAACCCUAAAGGCACACUUGCACUUUGUCUCCCCAAAUAGUAAAUGGAGGGUUUUGACAUAUCUUGCUGAUACACAAGCUGAAAGGACUUAUAAGCACUAUUGCAGGUUGGAUCAAAUAAGUCACCAAAGAACUAUGAUGAUGAAGGUGGGACUCCUUUUCCUCCUGACCUAUGUCUGCACCUUCACCCCUGUCUACCAAACUCAAGAGCGGAGCCCCAACAUCACAGACCUAACCUACAAGAACAUGGACUUUGCCAUGAAUCUCUACAGAAAGAUUGCAGGUUACCAUGAUGAAAACAUAUUUUUCUCACCCCUGAGCAUAUCCACAGCUUUUGCCACCCUCUCCAUGGCAGCACAGGGUCCCACACGAGACCAGAUAGUAAAGGGGCUCAACCUGGCCCACCUAGAUCGGGAGAACCAGCCAGACAUAAUUCCAGAACUCUUCCAACACCUCCAAGGGAACAUCACACAAGAUGGAUCAAUGAAAUUUGACCAGAGCACCGCCCUCUUCGUCCGCCUAACUUUUGAGGUAGAGAGAGACUUCAGUGACCAGAUCAAGAAAUUCUUCAACGCUGACAUCAACAAUGUUGACUUUGCAGAUAGAAAAGCUAGCGUUGCCCUGAUCAAUGACUACAUAAUGAGAAAGACUGGUAACAAAGUCAAGGAGGUGGUCUCUAACUUGGAUCCACUCACCCAACUCAUGCUCAUCAACACCAUUUUCUUUCAGGGUGAAUGGCAGAUGCCCUUCAACCCCAAUCACACAGAAAAUGGACGCUUCUUUAUUGACAACUACAACAUUGUCCAGGUGCCCAUGAUGUUUAGAAUGGAGGAUAAAUUCUACACAAUGGAUGACAUUCCCCUGAAAGCCAAGGUGCUGAAGCUACCGUACCGGGAGGGCAUUUCAAUGCUUAUUCUGCUACCCAACAAAGGCCUGGAUUAUACCACAAUAGAUGACGAGAUCACAGCUAAGAGAUUCCUCAGCUGGAUCAAAAACCUGAAAAAAAUGAAACUGGAAGUUCAACUGCCCAAGUUCAAGAUGGAGCAAUCUUACGCCAUGCACAGCAUCCUUCCAGAUUUGGGCAUAUCCAGUAUCUUCCAUGACACCGCUAACCUCACUAGGUUGAGCAAAGACCCAGGCCUGAAGGUGUCAGAGGUGUUGCACAAGGCAGUGAUCGAGGUGGAUGAGAGAGGCACCACUGCAGCUGCUGCCACAGAAGGCACCAUCACUGGAUAUGCCUUACCCUCUUCCUUCAUCGUCAACCGACCAUUCUUAUUUUUUAUUUACCAUGAGGCCACUAACAGCUUGUUGUUCAUGGGCCGAGUGAUUGACCCCACCAAAAACUGAUUGUAAAGAGUACUAUGUAUUUGGUGUCUGGAGAGGUGUUGUACAUGUAAUAUGUUCAAUUUGUAUGUAUUAAAAGGUGAACAGAUA